UAUAUAUGUUUGUAUUUUUUAGGUUUCUUGGUUUCUAUGUAUUUUGGGUUAGCGAUUUGAAAAUUGAGAAUAGAGAAUUUCGUGGUGGAUUGGUUCGGAGAUGAAGAGAUUAGGAGACGAUGGAAGCUCUUCGCAAUCUAAUUUGCCGUCUGGUUCUUCGAGUGGAGACUCAUGUGGGCAAUCCCAAGUCCCAGCAAGUGGAGGUGGAGGAGGUAGUGAUCUUGGUUGUACCACAGGGAAACCAACAACAGAUGAAUGCUUAAGCUAUAUGAAGGACGUGAAGGAAACGUUUCAAGACCAAAGAGAGAAAUAUGACAUGUUCCUUGAGGUCUUAAAAGAUUUUAAGGCUCAAAGAACUGAUAUUGUUGGUGCCAGUGCCAGAGUGAAGGAAUUAUUUGAAGGCCAUAAUAACUUGAUUUCUAGGUUUAACAUCUUCUUGCCAAAGGGGUGUGAAAUAACCCUUGAGGUUGAUGAGGCUGCUUUACAAAAGAAGGUUGAAUUCAAAGGAGCUAUCAAAUUUGUGAACAAGAUAAAGAGACGCUUUCAAAAUAAUGAACAUGUUUAUAAAGCAUUCUUAGACUGUUUGAAUACGUACCGGAAGGAGCACAAAGACAUAAAUAAGGUCUACAAUGAGGUUUCCAUUCUUUUUGAUGGUCAUCCAGAUUUGCUUGAUGAGUUCACAACAUUUAUUCCGGAAGCAGCAUCUGUUUCAGCAAAGAAUCUUGGUUUGUGAAUUGUGAACAAGAUAAAGGUGAAUAUAAUGUUUUGCUUUGUGAAUUGUGAACAAGAUAGAGGUGAAUAUACUGUUUUGCUCUGUUGAAUUUUAACAGAAAAUGUUGGUUUCUUUGGUUUAAUGAUGAAUUUUAUUCCUACAGAAACACUUUCAAAAUGAGGUACUGACUGGUAAAUAUAUGUUUGUUCACUUCUCUUGUUUUA
Molecule: messenger RNA, 936 nt
Organism: Quercus robur (English oak)
Lineage: Eukaryota; Viridiplantae; Streptophyta; Magnoliopsida; Fagales; Fagaceae
Product: paired amphipathic helix protein Sin3-like 2
Exons: 6
Coding region: 101-733 (210 amino acids)
Biological process (GO): negative regulation of transcription by RNA polymerase II
Cellular component (GO): chromatin; histone deacetylase complex
Molecular function (GO): transcription corepressor activity
Source: RefSeq, a predicted model, not a curated record